AAUGGUUGGAUAGGGUGUAAAUUCUUAACCAAAUAAGAGAUAUUACAAAUUACAAAAAAUAAAAUAGUUUCAAUUGCAUGAAAUUGAAAAGCUUUUGCUUGGACAGAAUCAACAUAUAAAAGAAGUAGGUAGUUAGUGUAAAAAAAUCUUUGAAAAAGGUCUGAUUCCCUAAAUAUAUGGGCAUCUAACUGAAAUAGUUAAGAUAAAAAAUAUUCUUCCAGUAAGACUUCUAAGAGAUAAUUUGUCAAAGAAUCUGGACAAGUUGUUCUCAAGAGAAAAACAAAACAAAACUAUCAACAAUUACAUUACACCACUAAUAGCAAGAAAUACAAAGGAAAAAAAAGGGGGAAGAAACCUGAGAGAUUUUGUCUCGAACCGAGCAAAUGAGCAGACUCAUUAAAAAGGAAAAAAAAAGAUGAAAAAAAUCUGUGUUGGAUGGAAUAUUGGAAAGACAGACAUUAAUACAUUGUUGGUAAAUCUGUGAAUUGCUCCAAAUAUUAUGGAAAGCAAUUUGUAAUUAUACUAAGGGGGAAAAAAGAUUUUACCACUAGAUGUCUAUAUCCUAAGUAGAUUAAUUAUAUAAAGAAAGCUUAUAUAUAUAUGUAUAUAUGUAUAUACAUAUAUAUAUAAAUAUGUUAAAAUAUUUAUAACAAUAUUUUUUGUAAUAGUAAAGAACUAGAAAUGAAGUAGCCAUUUUUCAGGGGCAAAGGCUUGAUUAUAAUGGAAUAUUACUAAUGGUAUAAAAAAUGGUGAAUAUAAGGAAUACAGACAAGUAUGGACAGACAUAUAAAUUAAUGCAAAAUAGAGUAAGCAGAACAGGGAAAACAAUGACUAAAAGGGAGCAGGGAGAAAUAUGCCUAGUUAGAGUCCAUUAAGGGAGAUCAAAAGAGUAAGCCAGGAACCAGAAUCAAGGAGACUCAUAUUGGGGGGAAGGAGAAUAGAUGUAGUAACAAGAGUGAUAGAACUGGGUCAGGGUAUCUGAGAAGAGAAAUCUAAAGAACAGGAAAAUCAGAGCCAGAUCCUAGAAAUCAGUUAUGGGAUAAUCUCUGCCAAUGAGAUUUAGGAUGAACUCUUGUUAUUCUGGUGAUAAUUUUCAUGCAGCCAUUCAUCUGUAAACCACUCAGCUGUAAUCCUUUCUUAUGCACAGAUAUUGCCCCCUGACAGUUUACCACACCUGAAGGUGAUAGCACCUCAGAAAAAUUUUAUCUUUGAACCUAUUAGCUGUCCUUUAUUUCCCUUCAUUGCUUUGGUAAAUAUAAAUAUGAGAUAAAUAUUGAUAAAUGUGUUUAUUCAAGUCACCACUAAAAAUAGUGAACAGUUCAGGGCCAAGGGUAGCUUUUUUAGCAUAAUACUAAAAGCCUUCCCUUAUGGUAGGAGUUCUGUACCUUUUUGUGUGUGUCACAGACUUCUUUUACAGUCUGGUGAAGUCUGUGGAUCCCUUCUUAGAAUAAUAUUUUUAAAUUCAUGAAAUAAAAAUACAAAGAAAAAGUGUUUGUUUUAUUAUGUUAUUAUUUAAAAAAAUCACAGAUUCCAGAUUAAAGAUUUCCUGCUUUAGGAUGCUUUCAGAACCUUUGCUUUAGGGUGACAUUGAUUUAACACUUUAGGUUUAGUGGUUCAAUCAUCCACCCUGCCUGAUAGCUCACAUACUGUAGGACUAGUAUCCUGCCCUGCUCCUCCAUUAAUUCUGGGGAAUUAAUCCUUUUCCUGAAUUUCAGAAUGGGAUCAAUUGCCAACCUUGCUCAUAGAUGUCCCUUUGCCAACCUUGCUUAUAGAUGUCCCUUAUGUGAGUCACCAGUCUGCCUGGACCUCUGUCUUUUGUAUGAUGCCAGAUUUCCUGGAUACCACAUUAGACACAUACCUUCUGACUUACCAUAAGACCUCCUCUUUGAUGUCAGUUACCUACCUGACCAUAUUUAUUAUUGCCUGGUGUUAAAACUUUUCCGGAUUAGCUUCUCAGUUCUGAGCUUCUCUAUCAUGGUCUGGGGGUCUCCUGUUAUACUGUUACCCCACAUAGAGAAACAUUUCAUUUGGAUAUGGAGGAAUGUUUACACAUAUGGAUUCACUAAUAUCAAAAGAUGAGUUUGCUGUAAUGGUGACUCCUGAAGUCUCAGUUCCUUUUGCCAAUGACUUCUGUUUCCUGAGACAACCCUGGCAACACCUUUCAACUGUCACUUUUCAAGGGUUCCACAGUUCUAGAUUCCUUCUCAACAGUCCAGUCAACAGACAUUUAUUUCAAGGGGAAGGAAUGGGAAAAGGAGACAGAAUCAUGGAGAAUCAUGAUUACUUCCAGACAUCUUGGUGACUCUAUGUCCCUUCCUUCUAGACCCUACAUCAAGGCAUUCUGAAGAAAUUUCUAUGGUGGCUAAUAUAAUUACCAGCAUCCUUAUGCAUCUGAAUCUCUGUGCCUGAUGACCUCUCAAUAGAAGAGAGAGAAGAACUUUUAAACAUUCGUCGAAGGAAAAAAGAACUUAUUGAUGAUAUAGAGAGGCUAAAAUUUGAAAUUGCAGAAGUGAUGACAGAGAUCGAUAACCUGACAUGUGUUGAGGAGAGCAAAACUACCCAGAGGAAUAAGCAGAUAGCUAUGGGAAGAAAGAAAUUCAACAUGGAUCCUAAAAAGGGAAUUCAGUUUCUUAUAGAAAAUGACUUGCUGCAGAGUACCCCAGAAGACAUAGCCCAAUUCCUUUAUAAAGGAGAAGGCCUAAAUAAAACUGUAAUUGGGGACUAUCUUGGUGAAAGAGAUGAAUUUAAUAUUAAAGUUCUUCAAGCUUUUGUUGAACUCCAUGAGUUUGCUGAUCUCAACCUUGUACAAGCUUUAAGGCAGUUCCUGUGGAGUUUCAGGCUUCCAGGGGAGGCUCAGAAAAUUGAUCGCAUGAUGGAAGCUUUUGCUUCACGCUACUGUCUCUGCAACCCUGGAGUUUUCCAGUCUACAGAUACAUGCUAUGUGUUGUCUUUCGCAAUCAUCAUGCUAAACACCAGCCUCCACAACCACAAUGUGAGAGAUAAACCAACAGUGGAGCGAUUUAUAUCUAUGAACCGAGGCAUUAAUGAGGGUGGAGAUCUCCCUGAAGAAUUACUGAGGAAUUUAUAUGAAAGUAUUAAAAAUGAGCCAUUUAAGAUUCCAGAAGAUGACGGAAAUGAUUUGACACACACAUUUUUUAAUCCAGAUAGAGAAGGCUGGCUAUUGAAAUUAGGUGGGAGAGUGAAAACCUGGAAGAGACGGUGGUUCAUUUUGACAGAUAAUUGCCUCUAUUAUUUUGAAUACACAACAGAUAAGGAACCCAGAGGAAUUAUCCCUUUGGAAAACCUCAGCAUCCGAGAAGUAGAAGAUCCCCGGAAACCUAACUGUUUCGAACUUUAUAACCCAAGCCAUAAAGGACAGGUCAUAAAAGCCUGUAAAACAGAGGCCGAUGGGAGAGUGGUGGAAGGCAACCAUGUUGUGUACAGAAUAUCUGCUCCAACCCCAGAAGAGAAGGAAGAGUGGAUCAAAUCAAUCAAAGCAAGUAUCAGCAGGGAUCCCUUUUAUGAUAUGCUGGCAACAAGGAAGAGAAGAAUUGCCAAUAAGAAAUAGCACUUUGCUGUUUGAGCAGUGAUUCACCCAAGUUCCAUUUUAAGGGGAGUAUAAAACCAAGAAUAUGAGCAGGUAAAAUUUCUUUUAAAACUCUAGGGGAAAAAAAACUGAUCAAAGGGCAGUCCCACCUCUGCCAUCGGAGUACAGAUGAUGCAGAAAACUUCCUGCAAGAUCUUACUAACCAGGAGACAAGUACUUUAAACAUAAUACUACAGACGACUUCCCAAGGAGGAAUGUAUGGGAAUUGAAUGAACUAACCAGAAGACAUGGAAGCCUUAUGUAUGCUUUGGAUUUUCAAUAACUUGGAGAAAAUAAUCAGGCCAAUAGACAUGAUAUAUUUGCCCCUUCCUGUUUAUUGAGCAUAUUGCCCAGGAUGGGAGAUAUUAGAAAAUAUUGUUCUUAUGAUUUUUAGACAGUCUGAAUUCUUUGUAUUACAAGCCACCAGAACUGGUGUACAUACAGUAUGCUCCAGAACUUGUUUUCUCUAUGUGAAGACCUUCAUGCCAACACAUAUGUACAACACGACCAUUAGCGGCAACGCAAAUCAUUCCAAAUUCAAUUGUUUGAUAGAAAAAAAAAAGCCACCACUUUUUUAUUUAGAACUUUUUUCCUCAGAUAUAUAGGAAUAUAGCUUUUAUAUACCUUUUUAUAUUCUGAAAUUAUAAUGAAAUAAACUUUUACUUUCUAACAAUAGUAUUUUUAGAAUGGCAGCUAUAAAUUUAAUUUAACUCCUGGGCACAAGUACAAUGUGCACUGAAAAUAUGCAGCUCCCAAAGGUAAGGGCUUUGGAAAAGAAGGAAAAAACAGAAGUGGUAGCUGUAGAUAGUGGAAGUGGUGUCAAGGCUAUGCUUCCUGUUGCCAUAGAAUAACGGAAUUGGAGGAGGCCUAAGGUAGAAGGCAGUAUUAUCCUUUUAUCAAGAUCCUUAAUUGGAAAAGGACUAAAUUCCUGUGGGGAUGGCUGGGCAUAUGGAACGUAGAAGAGAUAUCUAGGAAUCUCUUAAAGAACUUUUAGUAUCCGGGGAAAGUCUUCCUUAAUAGAGUCUAAAUCUCUCAGACCAGAAAACAAUUAUUUGGCUUUAAUUUGCCCCAGCUUUAAUUAAAUAUGAAAGCUAUUAGUAAACAAUGUAGAGGUGAGACAGAAAGGGGAACCUUUCCCUUCUAACCUUAGCUGAGAAGGUGCCUUAAACUUUUAUGUGGCAUUUUUUGCCCCACAAGUGUUUUCUAAAAAACAAUUUAUCAAUGGUAAGGAUUUAUGCCCUGGGCUGUUGGUACUGUAUUUGCUGAUUCUCAGAAGAGGGAAAUGCUCCAAACAGAAAUAUGUCAUACCUGUAUCUGACUGGCCACAGGGAACGUGUUCUCUGCUCUUUGCACUAGAAAAUCUCAUGGUGACACAGUAUUGUUUUGAUUCCGUGACCUUUCAAGGACAUGACCAAAUUCCUUACGAGAAUGAACUAGAAAUCAUUUGUGAACCCUCUUUCCUCUCCAUCACACCUUUAGGCAUAUUUUGAGAUAUUUAAUGUUCCGUCGUAGGCGGGACAAAUCAAACUGUGGGGCAAAUACAUAACUUAAAAGUAUAAGUACACGUUUUUAGAUUUUCUCAAUUGCAUGGCACUGAAGUUGGUUUGUUUGUUUUAAACAGUACAAAUUACAAAUCCAUCAGCUACUUUCAUGAAACUUUGGAAGUUCCUUAGUGCAGAAUUUUUUUUAGAGAUUUUAUACUCAGCCUCACAAAACAGCACAGAUGAUGAUAAUCACAGAUAUAAAUUAGAGGCAGAGGGGUGGGUGCUAGGUGGCACAGGUAUAUUUCAGCCUUGAAUGACAAAGAAAAUCAAAACUACCAAAGCCUAUGAUACAAAUACAAAGGUAUAAGGCUAUAGUGGCUCCACAUUUAGAUUGGGGCUGGUUAAUAGAGAUUUCUUUUCUAAAUCUAAUUUUAUCUAUUUCAAUGACUACACACAUUUUGAUGCAGGAUGGAUUGUUCUCCAUAGGAGUUAUAGGAAUAGUCCCUCUAGGAAUAUGAAUAUGUUGAUUUGAUUUUCGAUGAUGACAUUGUUCUUGGUGUUAUUUCCUCUUUCACAAAUGAAAAGUAGAAACCAGGUAUUUUUUCCAACCAGAAAACUUGCUAAAUUUGUCUCACCUGCACAGGCUGUUAUGUAGGCAUAGGAUACAGGGCACAGGUAGUUUUUGUUACUUCCUACUGCAAAGUCUAAGUCAGGGAAAGACCUUAAAUUUCGAUUUCACUUUUUUAUGCCUUUAUUAAACACAAAAUGGUGGAAGUAUUUGCUUAUAUAACAUAGAUUAUGAUGGUGCCACCAAGGCUUGAUGAUUGUGUGGAGGCAUUAGAAGGGGAAAAGGCAACAUGGAAGAGAGGAUGGCAUCCAGAGGUGUCUAAAAUCAUUGUUAUUCUUGUCAGUCAAAUCGAUGUUUCCAGGCUUGUGGACCUCUUAAAUGGUACCAUGUCUAUAGCAAAACUGAAAUUUUCAGAAAGACAAGUGGUGCCCACCUCAAAUCUCCCUCAUCGGUGCACAUGCGAGAGCCACAUGGAAAACACAAGGCUAAAUAUAGCUAAUGAAGAUUGAUUCUAGAAACACGAAUCGGCCUAGGAUCCUCAGGCGAUUUCAUGAUUCAUUUUCCUGAAAACCUUGAGCACUUAAUUUUCCAUGCUUUCUCUCUUACUUCUUAGAACUGUUUUUAAAAAUUAGUCCUUGGUGCAGGCGUGGGCAGCUCUCUUUUCUGGUUUUGACCUCACAACCAGGUUGGGAAAAGGAAAGCAUGAAGCCUUAUGAAAGUACAUGUGUUCUUUUGCCAUAGUAGUUUAUAAGAGGAUUUUACCGACGUGGAUGUUUACAUGGGAAAUUAGAGUAACUUCUAUAACUAAAAUUAUGUUGUGAUAGCAAAAAAAGUAGCAGACUUCUCUGCAUUAAAAAGACCAAGACAUCAGCAGUAGUUAGCUUAUUUCUCUCCUUCAUCCCACCUUUCAGUGUAGGCCACAAGAUUGUGUUGUACUUAAGAGUUGUUAAUUUGCCACCAAAGGUGUUCUGUUGUUUUAAAUGUUGUGACAGUAUUAGCAGGGAUGGAAAUAAGGCCAACAAUUCCACUAAGCCAUCAAUUAAAUUAGGCUUCUCAAGGAGCAAGGCACCUCAGUGUCUACAGGGGGAAAGUGGCUGAACUCUAGGCCAGACAAGGUACUGUUGGCAGGGGGGGUGAGGUCCCCUUCUCCCCAGUUUGGAGCAACUCUUUUAGGCUCUGGUUGUAGACCUCUUGAGCCCUUUCCCCCUAAGGUGGUGCCAUGACUUUUUUUUUUUUAAGCUGAGCCCAGGGAAGCAGUGAAGUAUUUUUCCCUCCCCUCCAUCCCCCAAAUCAGUCUUCCUCCUUCUCUCCCAGUUGCUUUCAGGGCUUGCAUUCUGCCCCACUCCUGGCCAAAGACUGAAAAUUUCCUUCAGGGACAAUAAGGAGGAUGGGGUAGUGGGUACACAGCCAUGGACCCUGACACUAGGUAAUAAGCAGCUUCUGUUGCACUUCUCAUCCCUGUCACCCCUGUCCCCGUGCCCCUGCCAAGUUUGGCUGCGGUUAGAAACAGAUCUCAACCCAGGGAACAGUAGAGUUUAGAAAGCUUUUCUCUUCAGCUCAGCUGGCCUGACUACAGUGCAAGGUAACCAAGCUCUUAGACAAGUCAGCUCUUCUCAAAGGUCACAAACUUUUUUGAGCAGUUUAACAUAUGUGGUACCAAACUGGGUCAAAAUAGAAGUUAUUUAUAGAUGGAGCAGCGUUUCAUGCUUCAUGUAAAGCAAUGCAUAUUUUUAAAGUUCUAAAUGCAUAUAUCUAAAUAGAUAUGCUUGCUGAGAAGUUAGGUCUGUUGUAGACCAGAAGCUACAGUUAUAAUUUGUGAAUUAUCAGUUUCUUAUAUUUUCUUGGAAAACAUUUCUAUUUACAAUGAAAUAUAAAGUUGAUAUGUAAAUAAUGUACAGAUAUGUAUUGAAUUUUGAAGUGUUUGUUACUCGGUGUACAACCACAAUCUGCAUGAAGAAACAUUCUAUAUCAAUUCAUAAUAUUUUGUUGUAAAAUGGACAGGAUUGUUGUAUGGCUGUAAAACCCUAUAUAUGAGUCACUUAAAAUAAAAGUCAAAAGUAUUAUUAAA
Monodelphis domestica (gray short-tailed opossum) is the source of this 7706-nucleotide messenger RNA. NCBI's taxonomy places the organism in Eukaryota, Metazoa, Chordata, Mammalia, Didelphimorphia, Didelphidae. The record is from RefSeq and is a predicted model, not a curated record.